This is a messenger RNA of Portunus trituberculatus (swimming crab), 4015 nucleotides long. RefSeq names its product zinc finger protein 423-like. The record is from RefSeq and is a predicted model, not a curated record. Gene Ontology annotation, biological process: regulation of transcription by RNA polymerase II. The transcript is spliced from 10 exons. Gene Ontology annotation, cellular component: chromosome. The coding region runs from base 145 to 1629 and encodes 494 amino acids. Gene Ontology annotation, molecular function: chromatin insulator sequence binding. Lineage: Eukaryota; Metazoa; Arthropoda; Malacostraca; Decapoda; Portunidae.
ACCUUCCCACACCCUUAUUCUACAAACACCUUUAUAUAUUCUCUUUCCUCUCCCUCCACGGCACCUCUCCCUCUCUCCCAACCCUCGCACAGCCGAGUGGAAGAGCUGCAAAGGGGGAGCUGGGAAACGAGGAGAGCUGGAGGGAUGACUAUUAGAGCAGUACCGUGUUUACUAAGAGUCAGCAUGGCCAUGGCUGAGGUGUCAGCGGAGAGCCACAAAUGUGUCUUCUGUAACCAGCUCUUCCCCUCCAAGGCUGAACUGCAAACACACUUCAGGAGACACGCCAACGGGGACAUCGACAUCAAGGGCCGUCCGAGGGUGCGGCACAAGGCAGAGGAGGAUCUGGGCACCACGGAGGAGUGUCGCGGCAGGGGUGGUGGUGGUGGUGGUGGUGGUGGGUCAGGGAGAGGCAGCGCGGCAGGGAACGCUGGUGGUGAUACUGGUGCAGCGACGGGAACCAAGAAUAAUGCUGUUUGUGAUGUGUGUGGAGAGGUUUUCCGGACGGUUUCCCUGGCCAUUUCUCACAAGUUCCGUAAACACCCCGACUCCCUGCUCAAAUAUUACUGCCCUUACUGUGGCAUGAUGUUUCCUAUUAAGGUGAACCGGGACAAGCACCUGGCCAGCCACCCCACCGCCACCCCCCAGCAGGUGUACCCAUGUCGGCCGUGUGGCGUCACCUUCUACACUCAGCGUGCCAAGAAGUUCCACAUGGACUCUGCACACAAGGGGGCAAUCCGCAUGGUGAACCCUGUCAGGACACCAGCGCCCAGCAUGAAGAUAGUGGUGAACAACGCUGGUGAGGCCCACAGUGUGUACUAUUGCCAUCUGUGUGGUUGUGAGUACCAAGUCAAGUACAACCUGCAGAAGCACCUCGCCACCAAGCACAGUGAGAGUGAGAGGGAUGCCCUGCCCACAGAGUUGGUGCAGUGUAACCUGUGCAGCGCUGUCUUCUACACCAAGAGAGCCUAUGAAGCACACAGCCACCACCACAGAGAGGGAGACCUGUUUGCCACCAAUGAACAGAUGAGGCAACAAGUGGUACAGAGGAUAGACCAAGACUUUGACCAGCGCAGAGUCCCCACAGCCGUCGAGCGUUACCUCUCUGCCUCGGCUGUCAGUUCAAACCGGUCUGCAACUUGGCGUAGGAUUCAGGCGGCCAGGAGAGCCCACACUGGCCACCAAAACACCAAAGAGGACAAGAAAGGAAGCAAUCCAGAUGAAAAUAGGAAGAUAAUUUUGUCAGAGAGAGUAGCAGAGGACAGGUUCACGCAGGAGUUUCUGUGCUGGGAGACUGAAGGGAUGAACAAGAAGAGGAGGAUGAUGGAUGACUCGGAGGAGGAUGAUGGGGAUAUGAGGAGUCUGGGUACAGUUAAUCCGGAUACUAUUCUUGCCACUCAAACGUCGAGGGUGGAAGAGCAGGAGACGGAAGAGGAAGAGGAGGAGGAAGAGGAAGAGGAUGACCAGCGGGGUUCUACAGUGGAAGGGAAGGCAGGUGGAGGCAAAGGAGGAAGAGAAUUAAGAGUACGAAUUACCUCAUCAGAGCAGAAGAGGAGGAGGAGGAGGAGGACUGGUCAUUCCAAAGAAGACAUUACAAAGAAAGACAACACAGAAGGAAUCACACAGCAUUAAGUUUUCGUCUCUAUUUCUUUUCACAUCUUAAAGAGUUGGCGCCACGUGUUGUCAUCACAGUGAGUCGUGUCUGCAAUUGUCACUGUUUCCACCAAAGAAAUCAUGCCUGCUAAGAAUCACUAUAGCAACACUUCACUAAACAUUACACUUCAUUUGAGAAACAUACUAUUCUCACUAAGUUCCUCUGCCUUCAUCCCUUCACUGCUUAAAUUUUCCUCCAUCUCCAAAACGUGUGCACAAAUUGAGACCAUUAUAGUGAAUGAGAGUGCCAGUACUAAGGAAAUAUGACUAACUUAAAUAAAUCCAGUUACAGUUUUGAGAUCCCCUGCCACAACAAAUGCCCUGGAGAAGCUUGACCAUUCUUCCUAUAUUUAAAUCAUUACAAUACCCUGAUUUUUAAAUCCCCUGCCAUAAAUACUGAUACCAAGGGGAAGCUUGAGUGUUCUUCCUAUACAUAAAUCCUGUUACAAUACUUGAGUUCCACAAACAUUGAUGCCCUUGAGAAGCUUGGGGGAUUGCUUUCUAUAUCUGAGCCACUCAGAUAUAGAAAGAAAGAUAUUUUGCUUUUAUAGAUGCCUUGCCACAAACACUGAUGCCUUCGAGAAAACUUAAGAUUCUUUCUUUGACACCUGCAAGGAAAACUUGGGUUCUUUGACACCCUGGAUAGGAGUUGGGGUUCUUCCUUAUCUCUAUCUUGUACUGGUGAGAUGUUCCUCCAACUAGCAUCUUAUGAGUCAAAACACUUCUAUCCAGUUGAGUAGUUGUGUUUCAGAUUCAACUUAGUCACCGCUAUUUGCUGAAUCUGCCCUUAAUUACUGACCACUGGGACACCUCUUUCCAAACCUGCUCCCAAGAUUAUAUAAGCUACAAAUUGCCAAAUCCCUUUCUUCUCAGUGCUUGUCAAGAUUUCACACACAGCAUAGUAGUGCAUAAUUUGUCAUGGUAAGAGUGGAUAUAAAAAUUCUUGAGCAUAAAUGAGUAAUAACAGUAGAGGCACUUUUCUCCCCAGCAAGUGUAAUAACCCAACUUGCUGCCAAACACAACAAUAGAGAGUAGUCCAGUGUUGCUAUAGUGAUUCUUUCCUGUGCUUCAUUCAUAUGGUUGAAAGGGACAAUAACAGGCAUGCAGGUUGGCAACACAACUUGCAAUCAGGUUAAGUGGUGCCUGAUUUCCUCCUCUCUCUCCCAUACCUUUAAAAACCUUGGCCAUCUCAUUAAAAAAACAUUACAAAUUAUUUCCUCAUUCUAUUUUCUAUUCCUCUUCAAUCUGUCUUGUCUCUUCCUUCUUUCAUUUUCUCUCCCUCUCCUUUUAAAAAUAUCUUUGUCUUUAAAAACAUUCCAUUAAUCCUUUCCUAAUUCUAUUCUCUAUUCUUGUCUAUAUUAUCUCUAUUCCUUUCAUUCUCUCCUUCCUCUUCUAAAAAUAACUUUGCUUCUCUGUCAUAUCCAAAAAUCAUUCCAGUAUUCCUACAGUAAGCCCCUCACUUGCCAAAUCUCAGCUUGGCGAAUUUCACACUUGGCGGUAGGGUGGCCACGGACCACUGAGUGCAUGCUUGGUGAUUGGAAUUCAAACUUGGCGGCCGCAUGGCGAGCCACGCAGCUCCCCGGUGACGUCUGACCUCUCUAAACCUAUCAGAACGCAGUGUGAGAGUCCCCUUCAGCCAUUUUAUUUGUGCCACCCUCUGUUUUGCUAGUGUGGGAACAAAUUCUGGCGCUUUACCACCACCAUGGCCUCUACCAGGGCAACAGGUGGUACCAGUGGGGGGAAGGACAAUGGUGGCAGCAAGGACGAAAGUGGGCGAAGGAAACGGGAAAAAUGGGAGUUACAACCUUUAUUAUUAUUAGCUUUAUUUAUUGUUUAUUGGUCUGUUUUGUACAUGUGUACAUGUGUUUUGUAUAUGUGAAGGCAAAAGAUUUUAUUUCACCUCAAAAGAUGGUAUUUAAGGAGUCAAAAGAGGGACUUUGGCAAUGACCAAAGACAGAUUGAGGCAUUUUAUAUGAUUAUAAAGAACUCGUGCUUGGCGAAAUUCACAUUUGGCAGUAAUUUCACCAGACUAAUUAAUUCACCAAGUGCGGGGCUUACUGUAUUUUCUCUCAUCAUCUAUUUAUCUCUUCCAUUAUCCCUGUCCCCUUUCCCUCAUCUAAACACACCUUAGUCGUCUCUCAUAUCCAAGACAUUCCAUUAAUCUCUCCCAAUGCCUUUAUAUCAGCACAAUUAUAUUCCAUUACUUAUUUAUUUAUUUUUUUUUAUAGUACCACACACCACACCACCCGCCUGCCUUCCUGUGCCGGUUGUGUCAGUAAAGCUACACAUUUAUAUUACCUACUGUAUGUAACCCAGAUGAGGAAUGUAUGUAAACUUAUUAAAUACACAUAGACUAUUUAAAGAG